This is a messenger RNA of Harpia harpyja (harpy eagle), 3570 nucleotides long. RefSeq names its product endothelin converting enzyme 2 (gene ECE2). NCBI's taxonomy places the organism in Eukaryota, Metazoa, Chordata, Aves, Accipitriformes, Accipitridae. Gene Ontology annotation, molecular function: metalloendopeptidase activity. The coding region runs from base 16 to 2964 and encodes 982 amino acids. Gene Ontology annotation, biological process: protein processing. The record is from RefSeq and is a predicted model, not a curated record. The transcript is spliced from 19 exons. Gene Ontology annotation, cellular component: plasma membrane.
UGCGUCCACCUGAGCAUGUGCCCGCGUACCAGGGCAGGUCCGCCUGCUGUGGCCCCGCACCGUUACCACCCCGCUGCCAGUGCCGGUACCCGGUGCCAUGCAGUGUCAGUGUCCCUCCCCGGGUGCCGAAGCCCGGUGCCGGUACUUGCGUCAGUGUACCGGUGCCUGUUGUGCAAGCCCGAGUGCUGCUCGCCGUACCAGUGCCGGUGCCGGUGUGCCUCCCUCGCCGGCGAGGGUGCAAAGCGCCAGUGCGGGUGCCGGUGCAGGUACCGGUGCAGUGCGGGUCCCGUGCGGGUGCCGGUGCGGGGCUCCUCCCGCAGGCACGGUGGUCACCUUGGUGGCGGGGCCGGGCCGGGUGGAGUGGAGGGGAGCGGUGCGGUGCGACCGGGCUGGGCACCGGUGUCCCCGCUCCAGCCACCCCCCGGGGGGCCGGCCCCCGCCCGGUGCCUGCGGGCCGCUCCCCGCCGGUACCAGCCCCCGCGGCUCCAUCCCUCCGGCGCGGCCCCAUCCCUGCCCGGCCCCGGUCCCGGUCCCGGCGGCGGCGCGGCGCCCGGUGCGGGCCAUGGCGGCGGCGGAGGCAGGCGGCGCUGCGGCGGCGGCGGCGGCCCGGCGCGGCCCGGGCGGGGAGCGGAGCUAGGCGGGAGGCGGCCCGGGAUGGCCAGGAUGAACGUGGCCCUCCAGGAGCUCGGACACGCCAUGCCCGACUACAAGCGUGCCACGCUGCAGGACGACGAGGGGCCAGAGCCGGCGGGGGACGGCAGCGUUUCUCCUGACAGUGUGGAGGUGGGGUUUCGGAAGGGGCCGGGGCCACUGCUGAGCCGCCUGGCCUCACGCAGCCAGCUGGAGCUGGUGCUCUGCGCCGUCGCCGUCUCCCUGGCACUGCUGCUCGGCAUCGCCGUCGUCACCCUGGCCAUCCAGUACCGCAGAGAUCCCUCUCACAGCAUGUGCCUGACGGACGCCUGCGUCCGGGUGGCCAGCAAGAUCCUGGAGGCCCUGGAUGCGGAGACGGACCCGUGCCAGGAUUUCUACCAGUACUCAUGCGGGGGCUGGAUCAAGAGGAACCCGCUGCCCAACGGGCGCUCCAAGUGGAGCACCUUCAACAGCAUCUGGGACCAGAACCAGGCCAUCAUGAAGCAUCUCCUAGAGAACACCACCUUCAACUCCAGCAGCGAGGCGGAGCGGAAGACGCAGCGGUACUACCUGUCCUGCCUCAAGGAGCAGAGGAUAGAGGAGCUGGGCUCCCAGCCCCUCAUGGAGCUCAUCGACAAGAUCGGGGGGUGGAACGUCACCGGCUCCUGGAACCAGAGCAGCUUCAUGGAGGUACUCAAGAUGGUGUCAGGCACGUACCGGGCGACCCCCUUCUUCACGGUGUAUGUGGGUGCAGACUCCAAAAGUUCCAACAGCAACAUCAUCCAGGUGGACCAGUCGGGGCUUUUCCUCCCAUCCCGGGAUUACUACCUGAACAAGACUGCCAACGACAGGGUCCUGGCAGCGUACCUGGACUACAUGGUGGAGUUGGGCACACUGCUGGGGGGGGCCCCGGAGCCCACCCGCCUCCAGAUGCAGCAGGUGCUGGACUUCGAAACCCAGCUGGCCAACAUCACCGUGCCCCAGGCUGAGCGGCGGGACGACGAGAAGAUCUACCACAAGAUGAGCAUUGCCGAGCUGCAGGCUCUGGCCCCUGCCAUCGACUGGCUGGAUUACCUGUCCUACGCCCUGGCCCCACUGGAGCUGGCGGACACGGAGCCCGUGGUGGUGUAUGGGGACACCUACCUCCAGCAGGUCUCUGACCUCGUCAAUGGCACCGACAGGAGCGUCCUGAACAACUACCUGAUCUGGAACCUGGUGCAGAAGACGGCCUCCAGCCUGGACCAGCGCUUCGAGACAGCCCAGGAGAGGCUGCUGGAGACGCUCUACGGCACCAGGAAGUCCUGCACGCCCCGCUGGCAAACCUGCAUCUCCAACACAGAUGACACGCUAGGCUUCGCCCUGGGCUCCCUCUUCGUCAAAGCCACCUUCGACCGGGACAGCAAGGCCAUUGCUGAAGAGAUGAUUAGUGAGAUCCGGGCAGCGUUCGAGGUGUCCCUGGACCAGCUGGACUGGAUGGAUGAGAAGACCAGGCAGGCUGCGAAGGAGAAGGCGGACACCAUCUAUGACAUGAUCGGCUUCCCUGACUUCAUCCUGGACAACAAGGAGCUGGAUGAUGUCUAUGAUGGGUAUGAGGUCUCAGAGGACUCCUUCUUCCAGAACAUGCUCAACUUCUACAACUUCUCUGCCAAAGUGAUGGCCGACCAGCUCCGGAAACCCCCCAACCGCGACCAGUGGAGCAUGACCCCGCAGACCGUCAAUGCCUACUACCUGCCCACCAAGAAUGGGAUCGUUUUCCCCGCUGGCAUCCUGCAGGCUCCCUUCUACGCCCGCAACCACCCCAAAGCCCUUAAUUUCGGCGGUAUCGGCGUGGUGAUGGGGCAUGAGCUGACCCACGCAUUCGACGACCAAGGGCGGGAGUACGACAAGGAGGGCAACCUGCGGCCAUGGUGGCAGAACUCCUCCCUGGAGGCCUUCAAGAACCGGACGGCAUGCAUGACGGAGCAGUACGGCCGCUACACCGUCCACCGCGAGAAGGUCAAUGGCCGGCAGACACUGGGCGAGAACAUCGCCGACAACGGUGGGCUCAAGGCAGCCUACAAUGCAUACAAGUCCUGGCUGCAGAAGAACGGGGAGGAGAAGCGCCUGCCAGCCCUGGGGCUCACCAACCACCAGCUCUUCUUCGUGGGCUUCGCUCAGGUGUGGUGCUCCGUCCGGACGCCUGAGAGCUCCCACGAAGGGCUGGUGACCGACCCCCACAGCCCUGACAAGUACCGCGUCAUCGGCACCCUCAGCAACUCCCGGGACUUUGUCGAACAUUUCGGCUGCCCCCUGGGCUCCCCCAUGAACCCCGGCAAGCACUGUGAGGUGUGGUAGGGAUGGGGAGGGUGCUGGGGACAGAGGGGGUGAUGCUCUGCUGUGUCCCCCACCCCAGCCCUCGCCAGCUGCCGGAGCUGGCCCACGGGCAGAGAGCGGGGUCACCCCCCCAGGUCACCCUCCGUUGCGGUUCCCCCCUGUGCACACACCGCACACCGCCUCGCCCCACCUCUGCCCCCCUCCCCAGCACACACGGCCCCACACCGGGCACCCACCGCAGCCCCCAUCCAUGGCCUGGGGCCAGGCACAGCUGGCAGAGAAGCCGUAGCACCCCCAAAAUGCAGCUCUGCCCCCCAACCCUGACAUGCUAGAGACGGGCACCGCUCAGCCCCCCCCCAGUGCCACGUCUCCCCCCCCAGGCAGGCAGGUCAGAGGCGUCCCAGGGAGAGCACUAGAGCCGAGCCCCCCCUGCUCCUGCCCCCUGACCUGCCGGAGAUGGAAGCUGGGGGUCACCCAGCUCCACUCUCCCCUCGCCCCCUCCCAGUCCGGCUUGGCUUCCCCAUCCACCUCUGCUGGGACCAGCGGGCGGCAGCGGGGACUCUGGUGCCUUCAGCUGUGGGUGGCUGUCGCUGAAUUUAUUUAACAAUUAAAAGCAGUUUCCACUUA